Messenger RNA from Chenopodium quinoa (quinoa), 1875 nucleotides. RefSeq lists its product as uncharacterized. The transcript has a single exon. The coding region runs from base 1 to 1875 and encodes 624 amino acids. The record is from RefSeq and is a predicted model, not a curated record. NCBI's taxonomy places the organism in Eukaryota, Viridiplantae, Streptophyta, Magnoliopsida, Caryophyllales, Amaranthaceae.
AUGCUUAGAAGAUCACAGGGACCACCUACUCACGACCUCGAUCUCGACAUUGACCGCACUCUAAGGCGAGUGAGGAGACUAUUUGUUGAACAAACGGGUGAGGAGGAGGAGUUCUUUGAUUCUUCUAGUGAUAUUUCUUCAGACAUGGGGGAUGCCAAUGGCGCUCUUUUUGGUGACUUUGGUAAUCCGGGUAGUCAUGAAUUGCAAUGUGGGAUUCUACUUCCUACAACGGAAACAAAUUUCACUAUCCACCCGCACUACACUCAAAUGGUGCGUGGAGAUCAAUUUUCUGGAGCAGCUCAUGAAGAUCCGAUAGAGCAUUUGGACAAAUUUCUCGAGACAUGUGCUUUACUCCAAACCAACCAAGUCACUCAAGAAUACAUCCGGAUGCACCUUUUUCGGUAUUCGCUCACAGGCAAGGCUUAUAGGUGGCUCAAAAACCUAAAGCCCGGCUCGUUGGCCUCAUGGAGAGACACGGCCAAAGCUUUCUUGAACAAGUUCAUUCUCGAAGACAAAUCAACCGAAUUGAGGCAGAAAAUUUCAUCAUUUAGGCAAGAAAGGUAUGAAUCUUUGGGGGAAGCUUGGGACCGGUUUAAAGAGUAUGUGAGAGCUUGCCCACACCAUGAGUUUGACAAGCAACUUCUCAUCAAGUUCUUCUAUGAUGGUCUUGACGACAUACCCAAGCAAAAUUUGAAUUCCGGAUGUGGUGGACAUAUUAGCAAGGUGCCUCAAGCUCAAUUGGAGGACACCAUAGAGGAAGUUGUGAGGUAUUAUUCUACGAGUGGUGGAAGAAGAAGAGGUGAAGAGAGAGCUUCGGGCAAAUUCGAGCUUGAUCAAGGUUCACUCAAGGCUCUUAUGGAACAAGUCAUUGACAAGAAGCUGGGAAAUAGCCAAGGGUCUUCAUCUUCCUCCACCAAUCAAGUACACUCUUUCUCUUGUGAGAAUUGUGGGGGUACCAACCAUGAUAUAUCAUAUUGUGGUGGUCGAGACCCCGAACAUGUAGCGGCAAUGGGGUACAUGAACAAUCAACGUGAUAAUUGGAGAGCCCCCAAUGCCAAUUAUGGUAAUAGAUUUCAAGAUGCAAGUGGCCCAAGCCACAACACGGGUCAAAUGGCUCCCUUUCCAAAUCCAAAUGCUAGCAAUCACCCUAGAGCACCAUUCAAGCAAGGACCACCCAACCAAUUUCAGAAUUUCCAACCCAACCCUUCCAUGCAAAAUGAUCCUAAUCAACAAAUGCUCAUGGAAACUCUCAAUAGAAUCCAAUCAAGCCUAUCCGCCAUGGAUCAAAGAAUAACCAAUAGUGAGCGAAAAGCGGAUCAAAGGCAUCAAGAGGUCACCGCACAUCAAAAGAUGAUGGAUAAUCAAGUGGCUCAACUCGCCGAGAGGGUGACCAAUCUAGCCAAUGAGAAGCUCCCGGGCCAACCUACUACCAACCCGGCUACCACCCAUCAUAUCAAAGCUAUCUCUCUUAGGUCCGGAAAGUCUUAUGAGGGGCCUAGGAGUGAUCAAUCGGAGAACAACAAGGAGGGUGAAGAGCAAGUGGUUGAAGAGGUCAAUGGAGAUAGCCAAGGUCAAAUAAUUGACAAUAGUGUUGAAGGAAGCAUUGAGAAGAAGAAGGGUGAAGGUAGUGAAAAGAGCAAGGAAGUUGGGAAAGACAAGCAACCAUCAACAUCUUAUCAAUCAUCAAGGUUUGAACCACCACCGCCUUAUCCCGAGAGGAUUGUUGAGAGGAGAUUGAAUGACAAGUACAACAAGUUUAUGGCUAUGCUCAAGUCACUUCACAUCAACAUUCCAUUCCUUGAAGCCAUGACUCAAAUGCCACCCUAUGCAAAAUUCCUCAAGGAACUCCUCUCCAACAAAAAAGAAGCUAAGUGA